AUGACGCUUUUUGUUCGCCGGUGGGGCCACAAUCAACCUGCCAAGGGCGCAAUGGCAUACGGACUGGAUGACCGGCCAGACAAGCAAGUCGUGCAGAUAUUGGCCAAACUCCGCGAAGCUAUGACACAGGACUCGCUCCUGCUUAUUGACCAGAAUCUAGAGUUUGACAGCAACGUGCCCUUGCUGCCUGCGGUGCUCGACCUCAGCAUGUUGGUCUCGUUCGCAGCCGCAGAACGGCCAAAGACGCGAUUCAGAGCGUUGCUGAACAAAGCAGGUUUUGAAUCAGUCAAGGCUAGGAUGCCGCCCGGAGCUGUCACAGACAACGUUAUUGGAGGCUAG
Aspergillus fischeri NRRL 181 is the source of this 339-nucleotide messenger RNA. RefSeq lists its product as uncharacterized. Gene Ontology annotation, molecular function: O-methyltransferase activity. The transcript is spliced from 2 exons. The record is from RefSeq and is a predicted model, not a curated record. Lineage: Eukaryota; Fungi; Ascomycota; Eurotiomycetes; Eurotiales; Aspergillaceae. Bases 1 to 339 code for a protein of 112 amino acids.